UCUAUAAAAUGCGCUGACGGACACGAAAUAAGUAGUUAGAUUCAUAUAAAUCAGAACUGUUGUAACGAUGAAAGUAACUCUGUGUCUUCUGGUUAUUUGCGUGGCGAUUGCUACAGUUUGGGGAGAGACAUGUACCAAUCCUGCCACCGACUGUACGCACACGAGCUGUCCAGACAAUACUUGGAACCAGGUUUGUCAUAGCGGACAAUGCACAUGCGAGCACGCCACACAGACCUGCUCAGCGAACUCGGAUUGUGCCAGUAAUGGGAAUUGUCGCUGCUUCCAAAACAGAUGCAGAUGCUUUGGCUUUCUGUUAGACGGCAAAUAAACAACUUUGACGGAGUAAUUUGUCAUUAUGGCGGAAUGAAUUUAACUUUCUGCUGAUAUAA
This is a messenger RNA of Mya arenaria, 389 nucleotides long. Its product is annotated as serine protease inhibitor Cvsi-1-like. The coding region runs from base 68 to 328 and encodes 86 amino acids. NCBI's taxonomy places the organism in Eukaryota, Metazoa, Mollusca, Bivalvia, Myida, Myidae. The transcript has 3 exons. The record is from RefSeq and is a predicted model, not a curated record.